Lottia gigantea (owl limpet) is the source of this 762-nucleotide messenger RNA. RefSeq lists its product as hypothetical. Bases 1 to 762 code for a protein of 253 amino acids. The transcript is spliced from 3 exons. Lineage: Eukaryota; Metazoa; Mollusca; Gastropoda; Lottiidae. The record is from RefSeq and is a predicted model, not a curated record.
AUGUCAGUGAUGCAGCACAAAAUACAAACCGACCACCGACCUACCAUCAGUUCAUAUCAUCUACUACAAACAGCAACUCAAAACAACCAAGGUCACCAACCAUCAUCAGCAACUCAAAACAAUCAAAAUCAUAUACCAUCAACAGCAACUAUCAGCAAUCCAGAUCAUCGACCAACAACAGCAACUCAUAACAAUCCAUAUCAUCUACUACAAACAGCAACUCGAAACAACCAAGAUCAUCUACCAUCAAUAGCAACUAUCAGCAAUCAAGAUCAUAUACCAUCAACAGCAACUAUCAGCAAUCCAGAUCAUCGACCAACAACAGCAACUCAUAACAGUCCGGAUCAUCUACUACAAACAGCAACGCAAAACAACCAAGCAACUCCAAACAAUCAAGAUCAUCUAACAUCAACAGCAACUCCAAACAAUCAAGAUCAUCUAACAUCAACAGCAACUCCAAACAAUCAAGAUCAUCUAACAUCAACAGCAACUCCAAACAAUCAAGAUCAUCUAACGUCAACAGCAACUCCAAACAAUCCGAAUCAUCUACCAUCAACACUAAACAAUCUAUAUCAUCUAUUAUCAACAGCAACUCAAAACAACCAAGUUCACCAACCAUCAUCAGCAACUCGAAACAAUCCAGAUGAUCUACCAUCAACAGCAACUCCAACAGCACUAAAUACAAGCCUACCACCGACGACAUUCCUUAACAAUCAAUACCAUCCAUUCAGCAAUAAGUCUGAAAACACCAUCCGCCCUUAA